This is a messenger RNA of Drosophila eugracilis, 2385 nucleotides long. Its product is annotated as homeobox protein Mohawk-like. Gene Ontology annotation, molecular function: DNA-binding transcription factor activity, RNA polymerase II-specific; RNA polymerase II cis-regulatory region sequence-specific DNA binding. The record is from RefSeq and is a predicted model, not a curated record. NCBI's taxonomy places the organism in Eukaryota, Metazoa, Arthropoda, Insecta, Diptera, Drosophilidae. Gene Ontology annotation, biological process: regulation of transcription by RNA polymerase II. The transcript has 9 exons. The coding region runs from base 331 to 2046 and encodes 571 amino acids.
UAUUAAUUUAUCGCACAUAAGCGCUUAUCGGACUUAUUUCGUCGCUAAUAUUGUUGUUGUUUGCAAAGUAGGAGAAAAACGAAGAAAACUAUUUGAAAACCGUGUGAAUAUUGUUAAUUUCACGAUCCUAUUAUUACCUUUAAACCGCGUAAAGUGUGCAAUCAAAACAACCGAGAUGCAUCGGCUUUGACGACGUGCCCCGUCACCACUAUCCUUAUCCACAAUCUGGAUUGGGGGUCCGAGGGUUAUAACUCUCGAAAAUCAAGUGUUAAGUGCAAUUAAAUGCCAUUGGCAAAUGUUCGGAUACUGCAGCGUUAAGUUGAAGCUGCAAUGAUCUCGCCGGACCAUGAAGAAGUCAAUAUGGUCCUGGAUCGGCAUGUGCGCCAGAAUAUCCAGGACAUGAUGCACGAGGCCCAUGUCCAGGCGAGCUUGCUGGAAAGCGAAGCCGCCGGUCGCGACCACUUCAACUCUGACUCAAGCUUAGACCAGGACUCUCUUCAGGCUGACGACUCUAUGGCCGUGAUAGAUACUCUUUCCGCCGAUGGCAUUGUCGAGGAGGACCUGACCCCCGAACAGGGUGUUGUGGAUGGCAGCGAGGUGCAAAAUUAUCAUGAAAUGAUGGUGGACACGGAUCAUCACAUCGAUAUUAACGGAUCGCUACGCAAACGUCGUGGAAAUCUGCCCAAGCACUCUGUAAAGAUUUUAAAGCGUUGGCUCUAUGAGCACCGCUAUAACGCCUAUCCCAGCGAUGCGGAAAAGUUUACCUUAUCCCAGGAAGCUAAUCUAACCGUGCUACAGGUAUGUAACUGGUUCAUCAAUGCCCGUCGCCGAAUUCUGCCUGAAAUGAUUAGACGUGAGGGAAACGAUCCUUUGCACUUCACCAUCUCGCGGCGGGGAAAAAAAGUCAGUCCUAACUCUUCCGGAUCAAGCGCUUUAGGCUUAAACUUGACAAGUACUCCUCAUCCCAUUCAUGGCAGUCCUGCCUCUGAAGUGGUUGUUGGUGCCACUGAGGAGGUAGAUGGUGGUGGGGAAAUCCACGAGGGCAUUGCCAAUGUCCUGACCAACUUCGAAAAGUAUGUGCAGGGUCCCAACGGGCAAAUAGUCAAAAUGGAGCCGGAAUACGAGGACAGCGUUAUCUACAGUUGGCAACAAGCAAUUGCAAACAACCCGAUUGGAUUCCAAAGCCUUCAUUCGUCGCUUCAAGCAACCAUGAUCGAUAAGAUCCAGAACUAUCAGAUGCGCAAGGCGGCGGCCAUCGGAGGCUCGGCCGCUGUCUCUGCCAACGCUGGCACCUCCAGCACUACCCCCAAUUCCGCCACCUCCAUACUGCCGUACAGUCUUUUCGGUCAGUUGCCGCCAGAAUUCGAUGACGAAGAGAAACCAAGUCCACCUAAGCGCGGACGGAAGCGGCAGACUGUCGUGAAGAGUAAUGACAAGAGCAAGCAAGCAAAGACGGAGUCCGAAAACCAAGAGGAUUCAAUAUACUGCUAUCAAGAUGAAUUCGGCUCCUUUGUGGUUGCCCCUAGGUCGGAGGGCGAGGAGAGCGGCCAAGGAUACGAGUCCUGUGAGCAUAACAGCGAGGAGGAAGUACGCUUCGAGAACUCUGAUGAUUGGCAAAGCGUCAUGAAGACCGUAUUCAGCACUGAAGAAGUCGCUACCUCGGCUGGAAAUAAUCCAAGUACUUCUGGCUCCAAGGGAUCUGCUAAGAAUGCCGCCUGUCGGAAGUCGAACCAGCAGAGUAUGAAGCUUGAUGGCAAUCAACAGUUAGCAGCCUCCAAUAAUGAUUUGAUGCAGGCCUCAGAUUUCGAGACCACAAUCCCAAACAGCUCCAAUCAACAGAUCAUUGUCAAUAGUCUGAGGGCGGAUGAUUUGGUAACCACCAACGAAGACGAAACUGGUCAAAUCCAGCCUUCAUCGCCAUCGCAGGGUGCCAGUCGAGAGGAGCGUGGCGAAUACAAGUGUCUGUAUUAUCUUGUGGAAACUGCCUUGGCCGUGCGUCAGCCCGACGAAGACCAGGACGAGGAUUUUGUCUACAUGGGUGACUAGUGGCCCAAAACAACAAACGAAUUCCACUAUUCGAUCCGAUCUGCUGAGGCGUGUAUAUAUUUAUAUAUUGUAGUAUUUUAAUUGAAGAGCAUGUUUUGGGUCUAGAACCCAAACCCCACGCUUAGGCCGAUGUUAUUAUGUUUAUUGACUAGAUUACUAACAUAUUGUACAAAUCAUUAGAUCAAUUCAGGAUGCAAUGCCCAGUCCACGCCGCAUAUCCAUCAAGUCAAUUUUCGAACGAAACGCCCUACAAUCUGGGCAUGAUUCUUUUAAAUACGAUUGUGUAUACUACUGAUAUUCAAAUAAACCAAAAACCUGUGCAUUUGCCAUACACUAUAA